AUGGUUACUGUCAAGAACAGAUAUCCUCUUAUUCGCAUCAAAGACUUGUUUGAUCAGUUGCAGGUUACCUUCUUAGGACACAUGGUGUUAAAGGAUGGGAUGAAGGUUGAUCCAAACAAGAUUGAGUGUGAGGCAAUAUUUGAGAAGCUGAAGGAGAUUUUGACUACAGCUCCUGUUUUGGCAUUACCUUCAGUUAUUGAGGGUUUUACUGCUAUUUCCGUUAAGCUUACUCAUCACUUUAGGAUUCGUACUUUGGGUGCUAUGAGAUUUAUUUUCUGUUUUACUAUUAUCUUAAAAUCUGGAAUCAUUGAAUUGAUCUAUGAUUGCCUCAAAAGAUCCAAUAUACAUACAUUAUCGGACCUUUUGAAUAAGAGUCAAGAAGAUCUUAAGAAAAUUGAACAUUUUUGCAUAGAUGAUGUAAAACAUAUAUUGAGUAUUCUAGAAAUAGAAAAACUCGGGUAUAGUAGCCGUGGUAGUAAUGUCCCAGAGCCCGGCUCCCGGCCCGAGGCGUCGAUCGGGAAAAACAUUGCCUUGUCUGGUCUAAAGUAUUGGCAAGCUAUAUGGCUUUUUGCUUCUUAUAGUCAUGACAUGGUUAAGGUUGGAGUUCCGGUUGCCCUCGAGCAAUGGUUUUCUUGCAGGUUUAUAUGUUGUGUAUUUAUCCGCGAGCGAGAGUUGAAUGUGAGACAGAGGAGGUUGCUGGAGUUGUUGAAGGACUAUGACUGUACCAUUCAGUGCCAUCCGGGUAAGGCAAAUGUGGUAGCCGAUGCGUUGAGUCGCAAGUCCUUGGGCAAUCUGGCCCAUGUUUUUGAGGUUGAGCGUAGACCCAUUGUUCGAGAGUGGCAAGGAUCUACAAAGAUGUACCAUGAUCUUAAGGGUACGUAUUGGUGGAUCGGGAUAAAAAAGGAUGUCGUUGAGUAUGUUUCCAAGUGUUUGACUUGCCAUAAAUUGAAGCUAGAACAUCAGAGACCUUUUGGCUAUCUGCAUCCACUACCGAUUCUAGAGUGGAAGUGGGAGCGGAUUGCCAUGAACUUUGUGGUUGGUGAUAGGAGUAAAUACUUCUAUGUGGUUUUAUUUUUCUUUGAGGCUCGAGAGAGCGGGAACGAUGCUUUAAGAACAACUCAGUUCUUGUUGAAUGCCAUGAUGUUCAUUUAUGUUUAUUGCAAUGUUAAUUAUCAUACUGUAACCGAGUGUCCUUCACUCUAUUCAAAUUGGAAUGACCAUGUCAGUUAUAUGGAUAAUCAAUGGCAAGCUAGUGACCCUUAUUCCGACAUGUAUGAUCCGGGGUGGCACAACCCUCUGAGCUAUGGUUGGGACAACAAUUUGGAGAACUUCAAUGAAAAUUUGAAUUUCAACUCAAGUUAUCACCCGUAUCAAGACUAA
This is a messenger RNA of Mercurialis annua (annual mercury), 1380 nucleotides long. RefSeq lists its product as uncharacterized. Gene Ontology annotation, molecular function: DNA-directed RNA polymerase activity; DNA binding. The transcript is spliced from 12 exons. NCBI's taxonomy places the organism in Eukaryota, Viridiplantae, Streptophyta, Magnoliopsida, Malpighiales, Euphorbiaceae. The record is from RefSeq and is a predicted model, not a curated record. Gene Ontology annotation, biological process: DNA-templated transcription. The coding region runs from base 1 to 1380 and encodes 459 amino acids.